AUGGAAAGCAUUACAAACUUCUCAGUUUCACUAAUCAAAGGAUUUAUUGAUAGUUUGCGUGGUGUAACAGUCUUGUUAUAUUUAGAUAAAGAAAUUAAUGAACGAGCCCUAAGUCGUUCUCCUCAACUGGAAUAUGACGGUGCCAAACAUAAAUUAAAGCAGCCUAAAAUAAAACAAGAGUCAAAAGUACUUACAAGAGUAUUACAGUCUUGUAUCUUAAAUGGGUUUAUAUUUUUACUAAGUAUACUUGUGUUUGAAUAUGCAUUACUACCAGGGGUUAAGUACUUAGUAAUAGCUAUAUUUGGACAUAAUCCAGGAGUAGCAUACAGUGUAUGGUCAUGGAUUCAACCAUUCUUAUCUAUGACAUUCAGGAUGAUAUGGGUGUUGCCACUGUUCCUUUUGAGCAAACUGGUUAACAGCCUGUGGUUUCAAGAUAUAGCAGACUCUGCAUAUAGACACAGACGAGGCAGGCCUCAAUUCAUGUCUAGUGUUAGCAAAAUCAUUGCUGACUCACUGUUUAGUUUAUUGGUGCAAGCCUUAUUCUUAGUUCAGAGUAUGCUAGUCAGUAUGUUACCUAUAACAUAUGUUGGUGAACUAUUAUGCCUUAUUCACAUGUGUCUACUGUACUCGCUCUAUUCCUUUGAGUACAAAUGGUUCAACAUGGGCUGGGAAUUACACAAACGGCUGACAUUUAUUGAAACCAAUUGGCCUUACUUUCUUGGGUUUGGUCUGCCAUUGGCUGUAUUGACACAGAUUCCACAGUCAUAUAUUAUUAGUGGUUGUGUGUUUUCAAUAUUUUUCCCCGUUUUCAUUUUAAGUGGCAAUGAAGCGUCUCCGGUCACUGGAAGUGAAUAUCCCCUUCGUUUAUUCUCUCCCGUAGUUGCAAUCUCAAAUGGAAUGUUCCGUUUCGUCCAACACAGCGCUGACGUCAUGGACAAAACGAGAUGA
Messenger RNA from Pieris macdunnoughi, 948 nucleotides. The record is from the annotation of a GenBank genome assembly. Lineage: Eukaryota; Metazoa; Arthropoda; Insecta; Lepidoptera; Pieridae.